Molecule: messenger RNA, 1939 nt
Organism: Carcharodon carcharias (great white shark)
Lineage: Eukaryota; Metazoa; Chordata; Chondrichthyes; Lamniformes; Lamnidae
Gene: wdr46
Product: WD repeat domain 46
Exons: 16
Coding region: 9-1760 (583 amino acids)
Biological process (GO): maturation of SSU-rRNA from tricistronic rRNA transcript (SSU-rRNA, 5.8S rRNA, LSU-rRNA)
Cellular component (GO): small-subunit processome; 90S preribosome; nucleolus
Molecular function (GO): protein binding
Source: RefSeq, a predicted model, not a curated record
GAAAGAAAAUGGCGAAGGAAAAAAACCCGAAAAUAAAGCGGUUCUGGGAGGGAGAUCAAAGGACAUCUGCAGAUGUGGCAGCAGCCGAGAUGGGAGAGAGAAACCUGGAGACGCUGACAAGGAAUUCAGUGAAUCCGAGCCGUCAGAGAGCCAGGCUGAAGAGGAGGGCAUUGUCGAGGGAUCCGAGGAAUAGAGUCCUUUCAGGGAAAGAAGAUCCCUUCCCGGGACCUGCGCCCAUCCCAGAGGAGGCAGUCAGAAAGUUCCAGCGUGGGGAACACAUUAAACUGGGUGAAAUCGCUAGUCAGAAGGUGAAGAAUCGACUGCGGAGCCUGGACAAGGUUCAUAAAUUAGCCCAGAAACAGGCUGCACGCUUUGACCUACUGCUCCCUGAAGAAGCAGGGUUCUUAGAAGCUGAUGAGGGCGAGGACACGUGUCUAAUCCAACAACAGGACAUUGCGGACGCUGUCGACAUCACCAGCAGCUCCAAGUACUUCAACCUGGAGCUCAAUCAGUUUGGUCCGUAUAGAAUAAACUACACCAGAAAUGGCAGGCACUUGCUGUUGGCUGGUCGGAGGGGACAUGUUGCAGCCCUGGAUUGGCACACCAAACAGCUCCUGUGUGAGACCAAUGUCAUGGAACACAUCAACGAUAUUCGGUGGUUGCACACAGAGACCAUGUUUGCUGUAGCUCAAAAGCGGUGGCUCUACAUAUACGACAACCAGGGGAUUGAGCUGCACUGUGUGAGGAGGUUCAAUGAUGUUCUACGGAUGGAAUUUCUGCCCUAUCACUUCCUCCUGGCUACCUGCAGUGCCCGAGGAUUCCUACAAUACCUUGACGUCUCAGUGGGGAAGGAGGUGACAGCCACGUGCACUAAAGCUGGACGUCUGGAUGUGAUGACCCAGAACCCUUACAACGCCGUCAUUCACCUGGGACACUCACAGGGUACAGUGACCCUGUGGAGUCCGAAUGUCAAAGAGCCACUGGUGAAGAUGCUCUGUCAUCGUGGCGGAGUUCGAGCCAUCGCUGUGGACAAGACUGGAAUGUACAUGGCCACUUCAGGAUUGGACCGCAGGUUAAACGUGUACGACAUUCGAUCCUAUCGUCCGUUGCACUCCUACUUUCUCUCCAGUGGCGCAGGACACCUGGUCUUCAGCCAGAGAAACCUCCUCGGAGUAGGCUGUGGGAACACCGUCAACGUUUACAAAGACAUUCACCACGCGACUGUCAGGAGGCCGUACCUGAGUCACUCUGUCGGUCAGGGAGUGCAUGCCUUACAGUUCUGCCCCUACGAAGACGUGUUGGGUGUGGGACAUGGACACGGCUUCACCAGUAUGCUGGUACCAGGUGCUGGUGAAGCAAACUUUGAUGGUUUGGAAUGUAACCCUUACCAGAGCAAGAAGCAAAGGCAGGAAUGGGAGGUCAAAGCUCUCCUGGAGAAGAUUCAGCCUGAACUGAUAACCUUGGACCCAGCCAAACUGGGACAGGUCGACUUCAUCACCAUGGAUCAGAAACACAAAGAGCGAGUUCAGCGUCUGGGCUUCGACCCUCUGGAGAAGAAGGCCUUUGAACCAAAGCACAAGAUGAAGGGGAGGAGUUCGGCCAAGAACAUGGAGAAGCGGAAGAGGAAGGUGGCGUUUGAAGAGCAGAGGGAAUUAAUCCGGCAGAGCGUCGAGGAGAAACUGAAAGCUCAGGAGGAACGGACUGCGAGAGAGGCGUCUGCCCCACGUGUGACCACAACCUUGGACCGCUUCCAAAAAUAAACUGGUUGGAAAGCUUUGGAGUGUGGGAAGAGUCCACGUUCCCCGGAUCCCCGCUGGGGGGUGUGUGUGUGUCUCUGUGUGUGUGUCUCUGUGUGUGUGUCUCUGUGUGUGUGUCUCUGUGUGUGUGUCUCUGUGUGUGUGUCUUUGUGUGUGUGUGUGUGUCUUUGUGUGUGUGUGUG